UAAAUAAAUCACUCGACAGCGACAAUAGGAAACCUUAUAUGAUUGCAAAGUACUACAUCCACAUAUAUGUAUAAGCCCCCAGAGCUGAUAACAGAGCCCUGUCCGAUGUGGCUGCCCUUAUAAGCGGCCGAUCGGCUGUUGGACAGCCAAAAAUCAGAGCAACGAAACCAUGAAUGUGCUGCUAUUGCCGACCGUCUCCGUGCUCAUCCUGCUCCAGCUGUCGUUGGUCAAUGGCAAUGGGUUCAGCACCCAGUAUCGGGGACACACACAACACCCCACACUGGCCGAGCAUUGCUACUACGAGGAGCUGGAUCUGGCGGUUCCGCUCAAUGGCGAAGUUCUGCCGGUGAAUCAUAAGGACUACUGUGUCAAGGUCCUCUGUGCCGAUGAUUACCUACUGAUGAUAAAACACUGUGAGCCGCAACCUUUUCCGCUUCCUGGAUGCCGACUUUCGUCCGGUAACUAUGCGGUACAGUUCCCCGAAUGCUGUCCGCAGCUAGAGUGUCCCACUCGCACGUAGUCGAUUGACGUGCUUACGUAUUUACUUUGUUUCUUAAGUGAGCCUAAAUCUUUGAAAUAUAUUAUUAUGGCAUGAAAUCAGUUUGA
This is a messenger RNA of Drosophila persimilis, 606 nucleotides long. RefSeq lists its product as uncharacterized. The record is from RefSeq and is a predicted model, not a curated record. The coding region runs from base 170 to 520 and encodes 116 amino acids. The transcript has 2 exons. NCBI's taxonomy places the organism in Eukaryota, Metazoa, Arthropoda, Insecta, Diptera, Drosophilidae.